Molecule: messenger RNA, 486 nt
Organism: Colletotrichum scovillei
Lineage: Eukaryota; Fungi; Ascomycota; Sordariomycetes; Glomerellales; Glomerellaceae
Exons: 2
Coding region: 1-486 (161 amino acids)
Source: RefSeq, a predicted model, not a curated record
AUGGCGGAGUUGGCGAGGCCGUACGGCAACUCUGAAGAAGCGGGCUACAUCUACAUGUUUUGGAUCACCCCGACAACCAAAAAGGAGGCGGCCCCCGUGCAGGAAGCGAGAUCCCUGCUUGCACCGCCUUCGCCAGCCCGGGGCAUGCUCAUCAAGAUUGGAAGGGCGCAGAACGUCCAGCGCAGGAUGCAACAGUGGACAAAGCAGUGUUCCUACGAGAUUGAGGUCCUGCGGUACUACCCGUACAUACCGGGAGCGAGCGCAGCAUCGGGACAACAACCGCGCAUGACGCCGCAUGUGCACCGCGUCGAGCGGCUCAUUCACAUUGAGCUGUCGGGCAUGGGACUGCAUGCCGGGCCCAUAACGUGUGCCGGAUGCACCUCGGUGCACCGCGAGUGGUUUGAGGUGCAGACGUCCAAGAAGGGCAUUGGCGCGGUGGACGAUGUGAUUCGGAGAUGGGUUGACUGGGACGAGACGACUGUUUGA